AUGUCUUCAGCACCAUUGUUACAGAGAACACCUGGGAAAAAAAUUGCUUUACCUACAAGAGUGGAACCUAAAGUAUUUUUUGCCAAUGAGCGUACCUUUUUAUCAUGGUUAAACUUCACAGUUAUGUUGGGAGGGCUUGGUGUAGGUUUGCUAAAUUUUGGUGACAAGAUAGGAAGGGUGAGCGCAGGACUAUUCACUUUUGUCGCUAUGGGCACAAUGAUAUACGCGCUUGUGACGUACCAUUGGAGAGCUGCUGCAAUCAGGCGUAGAGGCUCAGGUCCUUACGAUGACAGGUUGGGGCCCACUUUGUUAUGCUUUUUCUUAUUAGUCGCUGUUAUUAUUAACUUCAUACUAAGAUUGAAAUAUAAUGAUGCUAAGACCAAAUUAUAA
Molecule: messenger RNA, 390 nt
Organism: Saccharomyces mikatae IFO 1815
Lineage: Eukaryota; Fungi; Ascomycota; Saccharomycetes; Saccharomycetales; Saccharomycetaceae
Gene: VTC1
Product: Vtc1p
Exons: 1
Coding region: 1-390 (129 amino acids)
Cellular component (GO): vacuolar transporter chaperone complex; fungal-type vacuole membrane
Source: RefSeq, a predicted model, not a curated record